Geodia barretti is the source of this 762-nucleotide messenger RNA. Lineage: Eukaryota; Metazoa; Porifera; Demospongiae; Tetractinellida; Geodiidae. The record is from the annotation of a GenBank genome assembly.
CUUGAGCGGAAAGACCGGCAUCGUGUUCGGCAUGCGAACCACCGGAGCAUCGCGUGGGCCAUCGCGCACAUACUGCAUCAAGCCGGCGCCGAGCUUGCAGUCGCUUACCAGAACGAGCGAGUGCGUGGCGGCGUCGAAAAGCUGGUCGCCGACUGGGGAGGCGACACGCAGACCAUCGAGUGCGACGUGAGCGACGACGCCAACGUCGAGGCCGCGAUUCAGCAGGUGGGCGACAGGUUUGGGAAGAUCGAUCUCGUCGUCCACUCCAUCGCCUUUGCCGACCGCGAGGACCUUGGCGGGGCGUACAUUAAGACGGGUCGCGAGGGGUUCCGCACAGCCCUCGACGUCAGUGCCUACUCGCUUAUACCCAUCGCGCGGUACGCUUCCGACUACAUGACAGAGGGCGGCAGCAUCCUCGCGAUGACCUUCCAGGCGGCGGAGCGCGUAUUCCCGGGGUACAACGUGAUGGGCACGGCGAAGGCCGCUCUGGAGAACGCCGUAAAGCAGCUCGCCUCCGACCUCGGCGAGCAGAACGUGCGAGUAAACGCCAUAUCCGCCGGGCCGCUCGACACUCUCUCGUCCCGAGUCAUCAGCAAGUACCGGGACAUGAAGCGCGUGCAUGCCGAGCGGUCGCCCAUGAAGCGCAACAUCACGUCCGAGAGGUCGCCAAGACGGCGCUGUUCCUGUGCAGCGACCUGUCCGAGCGGCGUCACGGGCGAGAUCGUCCACGUCGACACCGGCUACAACAUCAUGGGAAUCUGA